GCAGGGUGGAGACUCAUGUAAGAGGCUGGUUUCACUCACUGUCACUUCCCCGGUGGCACAGUGUGGACGGCAGCAGCAAUCACAGUCAGACUCUGACUGAACUCUCAACAGCCUUUCAUUCAGGAACAAAAGGGGUCCAGGAUGCUUUACACUGAGUUACUACAGUUGUGGAAUGAGGCGGUGCAGGCUUUGGACGCCAAGGACUGGGAAGGAGCUCUGGCCAAACUGGAGCAGAUCAGUGAACCCACGUCUCGCACUCUGUUCAACGCUGCCUCGGCUCACCUGGCUCUGGGACAGCUGGACCUGGCCCUGAAGGCUUUGGACUACACCAUUGCCAAGGAUGAACGUCUCGCUGUUGGCUUCUUCCAGAGAGCAGCAGUGAUGAUGCAGAUUGACAGGCUGGAAGAGGCGCUGUCAGACUGUAUCUGGGCACAGAAGCACAUGAGAGGAAACAUGGUCAUUGACUACAGACAGCUGGGAUUGCAAUUCAAACUCUACAGCUGGCAGGUGUUAUUUAAUGCAGCAGCUGUGUACUGUCGGAUGGGCCAGUGGGAGCAGGCCAGGGAGGUCCUGGUGUCAGCUUCCCAGGAGAGAGGAGGAGGGGGUCGAGGGGCAAGCAUAGAGGUGGCUAUGGAAAGCGUCCUGAGGCAGGAGGUCCUGGAUCCUAUCCUGGUGCCGGAGGGUGUGGUGUUUCGGCCUAGGAAACAGGAUGUGGAGCAACUGCAGCAAAGGGACUUCCUGGGCAAAGCAAAGGUGAUUUCCUCCAUGAUUCCCAAUGAUGAUUUUGGAGGCUUUGAACCUCUGAGGCUGCAGAAACCUGGUUUCUAUGAGCCCAAGAUGGAUGGAGCUCAGGAUUCUCGAUACAUGCGCAUUCGGAGCCCUUACAUGGCUCGGGGCCCAGGACAGCUGACUUUACCAGGAGGGGCCAUGGUGUUUUUAUUUGGCGAGGAAGACAGGGAUGGGAUGGCAACUGUCAUAUAUGAUGGACAGAGAGGACUUCUGCCAGUGUCCCUGCUUGAACAUGCAGAUGUCAAGACGUCCAAAGGCAAAAAGGAGAAUAGAGUUCCCAGUGGGAUCCCUCUACCACCUGGCCUCAAGCCACCCACUCGCCCAAAGGCCCAGAUCAGCUCUGGAGCUCCCCCUCGGGUACAUUUUACCUCAGACACUCCACCUCCAUCCUACACCACUGCCACCCACGCACCGCUACCAGCCUCUGAGCCUCCCGAGUACACAGCCAACGCAGCCAGCGACCAG
Morone saxatilis (striped sea-bass) is the source of this 1254-nucleotide messenger RNA. It is a transcript of the gene noxa1, whose product is annotated as NADPH oxidase activator 1. The record is from RefSeq and is a predicted model, not a curated record. Gene Ontology annotation, biological process: superoxide anion generation. Gene Ontology annotation, molecular function: superoxide-generating NADPH oxidase activator activity; protein binding. Lineage: Eukaryota; Metazoa; Chordata; Actinopteri; Moronidae.